GAAUUGUUAGCCUGGCUUGUUGGAUGGCAUUGCGAAUUUUUAUAUAUAUUUAAAAUUAGUUGUAGUGAAAAUUGAAAGAAUUGUGUGCAAUUAUGCUGUUUGAAAAGCAGCGUUAAAUAUGCGUGCGUGCCGACACAUGAUAUUUAUAUGCUGCCCGAGCAUGUAAGCGACCAGACAGCUCGUUGCCGUUGCGUACAAACGACGUGCAAAUAAAAUCGAUGAAUACAUGAAAUUUCGCUGCUGACUGCCGUUGUUGUUUUUGGCUGCCGCCACUGCUAUGUACUACUUUUUCUUUGUUUACUUAUAUGCAGCACAGUGGGUGCGUCGUGAUUCGGUCAAUUGAGGAAAAAGAGAUAUGAAUUAUGUGUGCGCCCAAAUGUGUGUGAAUAUGCGUGAAAGCACAAUUAAUCAGUAUUUUUAACUAAACGCAGAGCAUUGAAGCCAGUUGGUGUAGAAAAAUCUUCGCAGAGUACAAGUGAAAUCGAUCGAUUUUGGACAGCAGCAAAGCUAAGUAGCCGUGUGGCAGUGCAUGCUUGUGUCUGUGUCUAGUCGCAGAUAUAAAAAGUAAUAAUUCCUAAAAAUCAGUCAGCAACAACAAAAUUAAUAAUACCACACCAAAUAUGUCCGCAACGGCAGCAAAUAUGAUGGGCAUGGAGCAUCUGCCCGCUGAUGUGCGCGAGAAAUUGGCCGAAUUGGAAUUGGAGCUAUCAGAAGGUGACAUUACGCAGAAGGGCUACGAAAAGAAGCGCACCAAACUCUUACAACCCUUUUUGAAGAAGCACGAGAUUAAUGAUGUGGACAAGUCAAAGAAUAUGCCACCGCCGCCAUAUUACAACAUUAAAGACACCAACAAUAGCAACAACAGUCACGGGAACAAUGUCGGAAACGAUGGCGUCAUUAUUUCCAGUGAAGGGUAUAGUUAUGUGACCGAAGUGCCCUCUCUGCCCUCAUCGCAACAAAGACAUUCCAAAAAGUCGUCCAGCUUCCAGCAGUCAUCCAUUUCCUCAGCCGCAGCUCCUCAAAGCGACGCUAUUGGUGCACCUGGCUACGAGAACAUGCGUCCCCAGGGUGGUGCCGUUGGCGAUCCAGGCUAUCAAAACACGCGCGAGCCGAGCGGUUUUCAGAACCCACCGCCAGCCUCCAAUAGUAGCCAACAUCGUCAGCGACGCACACAACGGAAGGUGACGCACAAUGAGAAGCGCUAUCAUUCAGAGGUUCGCCAAGAGGCUGUGCAACAGGCAUUGGCUGCACUUAAGGGCCGGCCUAAGCCCAGUUUGCCAAUGCCAUCGAAACGCACUUCGGUACUCAAUCGAAGUCCCGGCUGUAAUGAUGAUGUAGACUCGUCAACCGAUGACGAGUCCAUCCCCGAAGAGCUGAUCUCACCCGACAAGGAGUACAAUUAUCCGCGAGACCACAUAAGUAAUAGCAUGGUGCCCCCAGAGCCAAUAAUAAAGCCCCCAAUUCGUGAAUCAUCGAUGAUUGCGCAACAACAACAGCAGCCGCCACAACCGCAGCAGCAACAGCAUUCACGACCCGAGAUGAAACAGUCGCAGUUUCAGUCCCAACCGCCACAUCAAAAAUAUCCAUCGUCGGGCAGCGUCUCAGCAGAACGACGGCCACCGCAGAAUUUGCCACCACUGCCAACCUCGGAUACCUCGAGCACAGAGUCGCCACCAACAGCGUAUAAGCGCGACAGUGAUUUUUCGGACAAGGCGUACAAGCAGAAGCACUUCAAUGCCCCAGACAUCACGCAGUUCAAUAACGCACAUCGCAUUGCUGAUCGUGUCACACGGUAUGUCAAUGUCUCACAAACCGAGCUCAACGAUGUCGAUGGUAGUGGCAAGUGGAAAGUGUCGGCCAAGAUACAACAACUACUGAACACGCUCAAGCGACCCAAGCGCCGACCACUACCAGAGUUCUAUGAAGACAACGAUAUCGAAUUGGAAAUUGCGGCCAAUCCCAAGGACCCGAACGCCCCUAAACCUGAGGGUAGCACUAUGACACCAGUUCAAGGCGAACAAUUAUCCAUAACGGCUGGGCUACCUCGCACCCUGGAGUGUGCGCUGCAGCGCUAUGGAGCCAAUUCCUUUAAGAGUGCAAUGGCAACGGUGCUGGAUCCCAAUGGGAAAAUUACCACUACGCUAACCUAUGGAAAGCUGCUGUCGCGUGCACAAAAGAUCGCCUAUGCGUUAUCUACGAAGAUCUUUAGCAAAGGACCCGAGCAGGUAACCCUGAAGCCGGGUGAUCGUGUGGCUCUCGUCUACCCCAACAAUGAUCCGUUAAGUUUCAUUACAGCCUGGUACGGCUGCAUGUUUCGAGGACUAGUGCCGUUGCCCAUUGAGCUACCGCUCUCCAGCUCAGAUACACCACCACAGCAGGUGGGGUUUUUACUUAGUUCUUGCGGCAUAACAGUAGCCCUGACCUCGGAAGCUUGCCUUAAAGGCCUACCCAAGUCCGCAACGGGCGAGAUAGCGAAGCUGAAAGGUUGGCCCCGCUUGCAAUGGUUUGUCACAGAGCAUUUACCCAAGCCGCCCAAGGACUUCAAUGUCGGCAAUUUGCGCAUUGAGGACUCGGCUGCGGCGUACAUAGAGUAUACAACGGAUAAGGAGGGGAGUGUUAUGGGCGUUACUGUAACACGCGCCGCUAUGAUCAAUCACUGCCGUGCUCUGACCAUGGCCUGUCAUUACACAGAGGGGGAGACAAUAGUCUGUGUGCUGGACUUUAAGCGAGAAGUGGGUUUGUGGCAUGCGGUGUUAACUUCCAUAUUGAACGGCAUGCAUGUCAUCUUCAUACCCUACGCUUUAAUGAAGCUGCGUCCAUCUUCGUGGAUGCAGUUAAUAACGAAACAUCGUGCAUCCUGUUGUCUGGUCAAGAGCCGUGAUCUGCACUGGGGCUUACUCGCCACGAAGGAUCAUAAGGACAUUUCUCUAUCAUCGCUACGCAUGCUUCUUGUGGCUGACGGUGCUAACCCCUGGUCUCUCUCAUCGUGCGAUCAAUUCUUGAAUGUAUUCCAAUCAAAGGGCCUCCGCUCGGAUGCCAUUUGUCCGUGCGCCAGCAGUUCGGAGGUGUUCACUGUCUCGUUGCGCCGUCCGGGCCGAUCUUCGACCGGCUUCAGUCAAUCGGCCACCGGUCGCGGGGUGCUUUCAAUGGCGGCGCUCUCGCAUGGCGUGGUGCGCGUGGACAGCGAGGAUUCGUUGACCUCCUUGACUCUGCAGGACUGCGGCCAGGUAAUGCCAGCCGCUCAAAUGGUGGUUGUACGCUCUGAAGGUGCACCCGUGCUCUGCAAGACGGAUCAAGUUGGCGAAAUUUGCGUGACAAGCGGCUCGACGGGCACCAGCUAUUUUGGACUAGAUGGCAUGACAAAUACCACGUUUAAGGUGCAACUAAUGCUGGAAGACCCUGAGCAGACCAAAGAAGGUGGCACUGCAUCAAAUGCUAAGCCCAUAAGCGAGGACUAUUAUGUUCGUUCCGGUCUGCUCGGCUUCCUUGGGCCUGGCGGCCUGGUAUUCGUAUGCGGCUCGCGCGAUGGUCUUAUGACGGUCACCGGUCGCAAGCAUAACGCCGAUGACAUUAUAGCUACAGUAUUAGCAGUCGAGCCAAUGCGAUUCAUCUAUCGCGGACGCAUCGCAGUCUUCAGCAUUAAGGUGCUUCGCGAUGAGCGCGUCUGCGUGAUUGCAGAGCAGCGACCCGACUGCUCCGAAGAGGAGAGCUUUCAGUGGAUGUCACGUGUGCUUCAGGCUGUCGAUUCUAUACAUCAGGUGGGCAUUUAUUGCCUAGCCCUGGUGCCGCCCAACCAUCUGCCUAAGACCCCACUGGGUGGCAUACAUUUGUGCGAGGCUCGGCGACGCUUCUUGGAGGGUUCACUUCAUCCCGCUAAUGUUUUGAUGUGUCCGCAUACGUGCGUUACCAAUUUGCCCAAACCGCGUGAGCUUCAUCAAGGUGUGCAAUCAACUGCAAAACUAAGCUCAUCAUCUGGCUGUGGUAUUACAGACACGGGUGUAGGACCAGCCUCCGUCAUGGUUGGAAAUUUAGUGCAGGGUAAUCGUUUGGCUGUAGCGCAUGGACGCGAUGUUGGCUUGGCCGAAGAUAGUGAGCGCAAGCCGCAACUCAUUACAGGAGUGCUACGCUGGCGUGCUAAUACCUCGCCAGAUCAUAUUAUAUUUACGCUGCUUAACUCAAAGGGCGCCAUUGCCAAGACGCUUACCUGCUCGGAGCUACAUAAGCGUGCUGAGAAAAUUGCUGCCCUGCUGCAGGAACGCGGAAAAAUAGAGCCAGGCGAUCACGUUGCGCUUAUUUUUCCUCCUGGGCUGGAUUUGCUGUGCGCCUUCUAUGGCUGCUUGUAUCUGGGUGCCAUUCCGAUCACAAUUAGACCGCCGCAUCCGCAGAACCUUAUUACUACACUACCGACGGUGCGGAUGAUCGUGGAUGUGUCCAAAAGUGGAAUUGUGCUCUCCAUUCAGCCCAUCAUUAAAUUGUUAAAAUCACGCGAGGCAGCAACGUCAAUUGAUCCGAAGACCUGGCCCCAGAUACUGGACAUCGACGACAAUCCCAAACGUAAACUGACGUGCAUAGCCACAGUCGCCUUGGAUUCGAGCGCCUAUCUGGAUUUCAGUGUGUCGACCUGUGGACGCCUGAGUGGAGUCAACAUAACGCAUCGUUCGCUCUCUAGUCUUUGCGCCAGUUUGAAACUGGCUUGUGAAUUAUAUCCAUCGCGGCAUGUUGCGCUUUGUUUGGAUCCCUACUGUGGAUUGGGCUUUGUCAUGUGGACGCUCAUUGGUGUGUACAGUGGUCACCACUCUAUACUGAUAGCUCCUUACGAGGUGGAAGCGAAUCCAAGCCUUUGGCUCUCGACGUUGUCAACGCAUCGAGUACGUGACACAUUUUGCUCUUACGGCGUCAUUGAGUUGUGCACCAAGGCGCUUAGUAAUUCCAUACCGGCGUUGAAGCAACGCAACGUUGAUUUAAGAUGUGUGCGCACCUGCGUCGUGGUGGCAGAGGAGCGUCCUCGGGUGCAGCUGACGCAGCAGUUCUGCAAACUAUUCCAGGCACUGGGCCUCAACACCCGCUGCGUGUCGACUUCAUUCGGUUGUCGCGUCAAUCCUGCUAUCUGUGUGCAGGGCGCUAGCUCAGCGGAGAGCGCACAGGUCUAUGUGGAUCUACGAGCGUUGCGCAACAAUCGAGUGGCGUUGGUGGAGCGCGGUGCACCCAAUUCAUUAUGUCUAAUUGAGUCGGGUAAACUACUACCGGGUGUCAAGGUGAUCAUUGCCAAUCCAGAUACUAAAGGCCACUGCGGCGACUCGCAUUUGGGCGAAAUUUGGGUGCAAGCGCCACACAAUGCAAAUGGAUAUUUUACCAUAUAUGGCGAUGAGACGGACUACAAUGAUCACUUUAAUGCCAAGCUGGUCACUGGCGCCACAUCAGAAAUGUAUGCGCGCACCGGAUAUUUGGGCUUCCUGCGCCGCACUGAGUGCUCGCAGGCUGCCUCGAUACUGGACGAGACCACACCAAGUGUGGCCAGUCGGGACAGUGACACGGAGAGUCUAAACUCGAUGAGUCAGUUGCAAUUAAACUUCUCGAAUGCCUCGCUAGGUGGAAAUUCUGAGCAUAGUCUUAUUGGUGGUGCAGGAGGUGUGGGUAAUGCCAAUGACCAGGAACUUCACGAUGCUGUUUAUGUGGUAGGCGCGCUGGACGAAGUGAUCUCCCUGCGUGGCAUGAACUACCAUCCCAUAGAUAUAGAGAAUUCAGUAUUGCGAUGCCACAAGAAAAUUGCGGAGUGCGCCGUUUUUACUUGGACUAAUUUGUUAGUUGUAGUUGUAGAACUAGAUGGUAACGAAUCUGAGGCGCUUGAUUUGGUGCCGCUUGUCACAAACACCGUGCUCGAGGAGCAUCAGCUCAUUGUGGGCGUAGUUGUCGUUGUUGAUCCAGGUGUGGUUCCUAUCAACAGUCGUGGUGAGAAACAACGCAUGCAUUUACGCGAUGGAUUUUUAGCGGACCAAUUGGAUCCCAUCUACGUCGCUUACAAUAUGUAAAUAGUAUUAUGAUAAUGAUAUCGAAGAAGAUUACGAUGACCACUACCCAUACGUAUGCAAAAUUAUUUAUUCUUAAUAUUACAUUUAGACUAUUUUGUAAUAAUACACAAUUUGUAAGAGCAUUAUAAUAACACUCACAUGUAGGUUUGCAUGAUCGUAAUAGAUUUCUACAUAUGUAUGUCAAAGUAGCCGAACAACUAAGUAAAUACUUUAACUUUCCUUUUUACAAUAUGUAUACCUAUGUACGAUGAUAUAGCGAUAGAUACGACGCUUCUCUCUCAAACUCACACAACCACACAAAUUGACACUAUAACUAAUGACAUUUAUCUAUUGUGUAAAAUGUGAAACGAUAUAAAAUGAGACAUUUUUAUGUACAAUUCGGAAAUGCAAUAAACCAUUUAUAUACAUAUAAAUAUUUAAAAAA
Molecule: messenger RNA, 6453 nt
Organism: Scaptodrosophila lebanonensis
Lineage: Eukaryota; Metazoa; Arthropoda; Insecta; Diptera; Drosophilidae
Gene: DIP2
Product: disco-interacting protein 2
Exons: 16
Coding region: 621-6029 (1802 amino acids)
Source: RefSeq, a predicted model, not a curated record